This is a messenger RNA of Mus caroli (Ryukyu mouse), 4105 nucleotides long. The record is from RefSeq and is a predicted model, not a curated record. Lineage: Eukaryota; Metazoa; Chordata; Mammalia; Rodentia; Muridae.
CAACCAGUAGCAGGCUUGACCUGGCAAAUUUAGUUCCGCGGAACCGGGAAAGAGUCUGGGAACAUCGGGAAGGAGCCCGGGGGUGAAUGAGACAAAGUCUGGGAAGUUCGUAAAGGCCCAGAGUUUAUUAAACAUAUGUUGCCUUUGACUUCAGAAGCGUUUGUGUAUUCAUGGUACAGGUUGUUCACACACAGUCAUGUUCCAGCCCUAGGCCACGGGUUUUACCCCACCUGCUCAUGGCUUUACACUAUCCCUGCUUGCCCAAAUGAGUCACAUAUGAUGGUUCUGGACUCCUCCUCUGAAACUGUAAGCCUACAAUAAACUAUUUCUGUGUUGCCCUGGUCAUGGUGUUUUGUCACGGCAAUAGAAAGUAACACGGGGGCUUUCUUCAUUAGCUUCUUGGGAUUACCAUUUAAGGCUUCUACCUUUCCUGAGGGCAGUGGUUGUUGUGCAAGCCACAUUUGCUGCCUAAUGUCUUGGUCAUGAUUCGAAACACCUGCAGACUCUGAGCAAGUUCAGAAUUGCUUGUGAGAGUGCCUUGGCUACUUUGUAAGUCUUUGCAGCACAGGCUGGGGAGGCUUUAGUUCAUUCAGUAAGGAUAUCCAUGAACACCUAUAGGCAGCUGAAGACUUGGCAAGACUUGGUGAACCAUGUCCUCCAAAUCAGUCCUAGGGUCGUGACCAUGUCUGAGCACAUACCAUACAGCCCCCAAGAACUCAGGAGCAGACUGGAAGAAUCCUUUUCCUGAGAAGACGUGAUUGUAUGUUUCUCCUGACCUUGUCCAACCAAAGUUAUCGCAGGGCUCUUUUACAAGCUCCCAUUGAAUACUCGGGGAACACAGUUGAGGAUUUCUGUAUGCAGCCAUCCUUCAGGAUUACAGAGGAACCCUUUUACAGCUGCCCUUUUCACACUGCCUUAGGGACAGACCAAGGCUUACAAGGGGUCCAUGAGACUGACAGAGGCAAAAGGGGUCAACAGAAAUUAGACAGCAGAGCUGAGACCUUGGAAGUCUAGUGACAUAAUUUAUUCCCUCUACUGACAAAUGAGCCACCCCUUUAGUGUCCCCUGUAGCCGACAUAGCAACACAGGAGAGUUUCUGGAUGCCAUGCACGAGAGACAAAACCUGUGGUCAGUAUUUGAUGGAACUGCUCUUGGAGUUCAGCAAACCACUUUCCUUCCAGAAAGCAGCAUGAAAAUGUAACAUCCUGAAGCACCACAGACCUGGAGUGCAACCUUGUGCAGGAUUUUACGCGUCAUCUCACGGCGCGCUGGCUGUUGACGCUUCUGGGAAGUGUAGUUCGUGCAAAGGCAACACAUUGAUUGGAGCUCAGAGGCCGAAGAUCUUUGCGCAGGCGCACUGCCUUCCCGACACGAGGCGGGCUCUUAUCCUUCCCUACCAGAGCAGCAUAGGAGGGAAUGGCUGCCGUGUCUCCGCCUACCAGAUGUCAGGCAUUGGUGACAUUUGAAGAUGUGGCAGUGACUUUCACAGAUGACGAGUGGAAGCGUCUGGUACCCGUGCAGAGGGCGCUCUACAAGGCCGUGAUGCUAGAGAACUAUGAGAGCAUCAUCUCACUGGGUCUUCCUGUUCCUCGACCUGAUCUGAUUCUUCAGUUCAAGAGAAGGGGCGAGCCCUGGAUGCGGGGUUUUCAUGGAUCUGAGGAGAAAGCAUGGCCAGAGAGUGUCUCUCUAGACUUGGAAGCUAAGCCUGAGACCCUAGGUGCUUCAAAAGGCACACUGAGAGAAAUCCAUAGAAAGCAAAGUUCUCUGUGCCCUAAACGAGAAAUCCAAACACUAACAGGUGGGUCGGAACCAGAGAAGAAAAGUCCCAAAGCAAGGACUUGCAAAAAGCCCCUUUCCUUGGAUAAAGGCUUGCAUCAAAUGUCAGCUCCAUCCAAGAAAGCCCUCACUAAACACCAAGACCAGGAAUGUAGUGAGUGUGGGAAGACCUUCUUUGACCAUUCGUCCCUCAUCCGACACCAGAGGACUCACACUGGAGAGAAGCCAUAUGACUGUCCCGAGUGUGGGAAGGCCUUCAGCCACAGGAGCAGUCUCAGUAGACAUCUGAUGUGCCACACCGGAGAGAGUCCGUACGAGUGUGAUGCGUGUGGCAAGGCCUUCUUUGACCGUUCAUCCCUAACUGUGCAUCAGCGGAUUCACACAGGGGAGAAGCCGUUUAAAUGCAAUGACUGUGGCAAAGCCUUCUUUGACCGCUCAUCCCUCACUCGCCACCAGAGAAUCCAUACCGGAGAGAGUCCCUACGAAUGCCAGCAGUGCGGGAAAGCCUUCAGCCAGAAAAGCAUUCUCACUCGGCACCUGCUGAUCCACACUGGCAGGAAGCCUUACGAAUGCAGGGACUGUGGGAAAGCAUUCUAUGGCGUCACUUCCCUAAACAGACACCAAAAAGUGCACACCGAGGAGCCCCACUAUCAGUGCAGCGAGUGUGGCAAAGCUUUCUUUGACCGCUCUUCUCUUACGCAGCACCAGAAGAUACACACUGGAGACAAGCCAUAUGAGUGCAGCGAGUGUGGUAAGGCCUUCAGCCAGAGGUGCCGGCUCACGAGACAUCAGAGAGUUCAUACGGGGGAGAAACCCUUUGAGUGCAGUGUGUGCGGCAAAGAGUUCAGCUCCAAGUCCUCAAUUAUUCAGCAUCAGAGACGUUACGCCAAACAAGGGAUAGACAGAGGGGGAAGCAUGAGCUAGACAGCGGGCCUUCCUGCGAGCUUGGAAGGGUUCCCUGUCCUCUACAAAGCCAGCAUUUGUUCAUUCUGCCAACUCUGGCCGCUGUCUUCUGCCCAACCUCUGCUUCAGGGUCCGAGUAAACGGUGCGCCUCCUUCCUGUGCUACAGAACUAACGUGGAGUGCAGAAACUAAACCAUGAAUCUCCUCCACAUUCAGAAUUCUGCACAGAGGCUGCGCACAGCUCAGUGAUAGACUCCCGCCUAGCAUGCAUGAGGAGCUGCAGUUUGAUCCCAAGCACUGCGAAAGGAAGCUGGAGAGAUCAUAGGACAGAUGUUAGGAGAGGAAUCUGCAGACACAGUGAGAAUAGGCCUGUUAUCACUGCACUUUAAAUAGCUGCAGGCUAUUACAGUUGGAGAAUGUCACAAUUGUGAGAGAGUACCAUUUUCUCUAGAAGUUUCUAUAGCUCUUCUGGAGCUUUUUGGCACCCAGACCUUAUUCUCUUGUGCCCCAGUAAAGCUCUCCUAGACUAGUAGUAGUGGUAGCACUUACUAAGCACUGAUCUUAGGGUAAAGUCUCAGCAGUGAAUUGUAAAAGGGCUAGGUUGACUGAUCCUCUCACUAAAUCUGUGAAACGGGUCCUUUUGCUGUCUGAACUUCACAGAGGAGCACCCUGAAGUUUAGAGAAAUUAAGUACUAUAGUCUAGGAGACGCAGGGUGAAGCCAGGUGUCUUGGUUAUUUCUCUAUUACUGUGCAGAGACAUGAUGGCCAAGGCAACUUAGAAAGCAUUUGCAGGUCUUGCUUACAGUUCCAGGGGGUGAGUCUGUGACCAUCAUCGUGAGAGCAUGGUGACAGGCAGACCCAGUGCUGGAGCAGAACUUAAAUCUGAUCCACAAGCAGUAGGCCAAGAGAUAGGGAGAGACAGACAGACUGGUCUUGGCACACUGAUCUAGGCAAGGGUUUCUGAAACUUCAAAGCCCACCCCCAGUGACACACCUCUUCCAACAAAGCCACACCUCCUGAUCCUUUCUAAACAUUCCAUCAAUCAGGUAGCAAACAUUCAAAUAAGUAUAUGAGCCUAAGGGGGCAAUUCUCAUUCAAACCACCACAUUCUGCUCACGGACAUGAUCAACAACCAGUCCUCACACUGAAAGAGGCCUUGUUGAAGUUCACGGAUCAGCUUACUGAAGUUUAGAGAGAUUAAGUAAAAUACCCUACAUGACACAAGGAGAAACGAGGUCUUCAGUGUGAAUCUGCCUUCAGUAUUUCUACUAUAGAUUACGCUCUAAAAUUUUGUCUUAUAAUUGGCAUACCUGAAUUAUCUUCUUAGCUAGAUUGUAAGCAUUUGGAGGUGUGAUUUAAUAGGUCUCUGUGUCUUACAGCGUGCCUUGCAAAUAUUAGGUGAUCAAUAAAUGUUUAUCUAAAUGAA